CGGCGCUGCCCUGCGCCCUCAAGUCCCGCCAGCCACCCUCUCGGUCUGAGAGCCAGCGGAGCGGAGAGGGUAUGGGGUGGGCAGCGUGCGGGUUGCUGUGGCUGCUCCUGGGCAGCGUCAGGGCUCAGUAUGAGAAGUACAGCUUCCGGGGCUUCCCGCCGGAGGACCUGAUGCCGCUGGCCGCGGCCUACGGGCACGCGCUGGAGCAGUACGAGGGCGAGAGCUGGCGUGAGAGCGCACGCUACCUGGAGGCGGCGCUGCGGCUGCACCGGCUGCUGCGGGACAGCGAGGCCUUCUGUCACGCCAACUGCAGCCGCCCAGCACAGCCCGGGGCCUCGCACCCCGCGCCCGGCCCCGACGGCGAGAGCGGCGAAGAGUGGGCCCGCGAGCUGUGGCUCUUCGGCCAGGUCCUGGAGCGCGCUGCGUGCCUGCGGCGCUGCAAGCGGACACUCCCCGCCUUCCAGAUGCCCUACCCGCCGCGGCAACUACUGCACGAUUUCCAGAACCGCAUGCCCUACCAGUACCUGCACUACGCGCUGUUCAAGGCUAACCGGCUGGAGAAGGCGGUGUCAGCGGCUUAUACUUUCCUCCAGCGGAAUCCUAAGCACGAGCUAACAGCCAAGUAUCUCAACUACUACCGGGGGCUGCUGGACGCUGCAGAGGAGCCCCUUACGGACCUGGAGGCUCAGCCCUACGAGGCCGUGUUCCUCCGGGCCGUGAAACUCUACAACAGCGGGGAUUUCCGCAGCAGCACCGAGGACAUGGAGCGGGCCCUAGCUGAGUACCUAGCGGUCUUUGCCCGGUGUCUGGCAGGCUGCGAGGGGGCCCAGGAGCAGGUGGACUUCAAGGACUUCUACCCAGCCAUAGCAGAUCUCUUUGCAGAAUCCCUGCAGUGCAAGGUGGACUGUGAGGCCAACCUGACCCCCAAUGUGGGUGGCUACUUCGUGGAAAAGUUCGUGGCCACCAUGUACCACUACCUGCAGUUUGCCUACUAUAAGUUGAACGAUGUGCGCCAGGCUGCCCGCAGUGCUGCGAGCUACAUGCUCUUCGACCCUGAAGACAGCGUCAUGCAGCAAAACCUGGUGUAUUACCGCUUCCACCGGGCUCGCUGGGGGCUGGAGGAGGAGGACUUCCAGCCCCGGGAGGAGGCCAUGCUCUACCACAACCAGACUGCUGAGCUGCAGGAGCUGCUGGAGUUUGCGCACAUGUACUUGCAGUCAGAUGAUGAGAUGGAGCUAGAGGAGGCAGAAUCACCCAUGAAGCCUGAAGACCCUCCAACUGACACUGAGUUUGAGGGAGAGGGUGACUACGAGGAGGGUAUCUAUGCUGACUGGUGGCAGGAGCCAGAUGCCAAGGGUGACGAGGCUGAGGCUGAGCUGGAGCCUGAACCAGCAUGAGAUGGCAGCUGUCCCGUACCUCUCAAGAGCUUAGGAAGCCUGGGUGCAAUGGUGCCACCUCUCCCUCAACCUGGGCAGCAGCAGGAACUAUUUAUUUAAAAACUUAAG
Molecule: messenger RNA, 1505 nt
Organism: Orycteropus afer afer
Lineage: Eukaryota; Metazoa; Chordata; Mammalia; Tubulidentata; Orycteropodidae
Source: RefSeq, a predicted model, not a curated record